AUGUCUGUUCCUCCUGCCGUCGCUGCCGGCGCCGCCUCCUCCGGUGGUGGGAAUAUCGUCGGCGGGGCUUUCAAUCUUGACUUGAACCUGAAUCUCAGUCUGAACACUCCAUCACUUUCGGGUGCUCAAUCGGAACCUCCAUUACCACAACCUCAAAAAUCAGCCCAUAAUUCGUCAGCUCAAACUCAUUCUGGCCCAUCUCCCCAUAAUAUGCCUCCGCCCCCAAUUUCUUCCUGCGUUCCGUUCAAAAAGGAGUACAGUAAAGGUGCAAAUGCGGCUGAGUCAGUUGAUAAUUCUGCUGGGACUUGUACUGAUGCUUCACACAAACGAAUACCUUCUGGAGCUAAACGUGGCCCUAAAGGCCCGAGAGGUUCAAAACGUGCCAAACUGGGAACAUUGGAACCAAAUGGAGAGGUUCUUCACAAUUUGGCCCUAGCUGGUAGCUGUCGAUAUGAUAGCUCUUUAGGUUUGUUGACGAAAAAGUUUGUAAAUUUGAUGCGAGAAGCCAAGGAUGGAAGCCUUGAUCUUAACCAAGCUGCAGAAGUUCUAGAUGUUCAAAAGAGAAGAAUAUAUGAUAUUACAAAUGUCCUUGAAGGAAUAGGAUUCAUUGAGAAAGCAUCAAAGAGUCACAUAACUUGGAAAGGAUCUGGGAUGCUUGGACUACUGAUGGAUGAUCCAGUCAGCAAGCAGAAGGUGGAAAAUGAGAAUUUAUAUGCUUUAGAAUGGAGGCUCGAUAACCGCAUAAGGGAAAUGCAUGAGAAGAUUCUUGCGCUGGAAAAUGCUGGAACUUCUCAAAGGACCCUUUAUUUAACGGAGGAAGACAUUACGAGCGUGCCAGGUUUCAGGAAUAAAACCCUUAUUGCUAUUAACGCCCCCCGUGCUAGUACUGUUGAAGUCCCUGAUCCUAAUGAUGAAUAUGGAUUCCCAGAAAAGCAGUAUAAACUUAUCGUGAGAAGCACUACAGGACCUAUUAAUUUGUUUCUCUUAAGCCAAAGUCAAGAUCACGAUGAGAAAGUAACAGUCAAGCGAAGGAAAUUAUUAGAUUCAACAGCUAUCCAAGGGGUUGACAAUGCGGAUGAUGCAGUUUUGCAAACUUCUUGCACACCUGGCGUUCACAAAAUAAUCCCAUCCCUUGGAGAUUCAGAAGAUGACUACUGGUUGCGAUCUGAUAAUGAGGUUACUGCAACAGAUCUGUGGGGGUAG
Oldenlandia corymbosa var. corymbosa is the source of this 1203-nucleotide messenger RNA. The record is from the annotation of a GenBank genome assembly. Lineage: Eukaryota; Viridiplantae; Streptophyta; Magnoliopsida; Gentianales; Rubiaceae.